This is a messenger RNA of Schistosoma turkestanicum, 5756 nucleotides long. The record is from the annotation of a GenBank genome assembly. Lineage: Eukaryota; Metazoa; Platyhelminthes; Trematoda; Strigeidida; Schistosomatidae.
GCGGGUUCCAUUAAGGGCGCGGAUAUUAAUUUCGUGACUGCUCAAGGAUUUUUUCUGAAAUAAGCUGGAUCUGAUGAAUUAACCAGUAACCCAAUUUCACCGUCACAGUAGCUGAGACCAAUUUCUCUAUUUUUUUUUUGAAGUUUUUGUUUUCCAAUCAAAAAUGUUCAUUCAAUAUACAAUGCAUUAUUAACAAUUUCCUCUACCUAUAUAUAUAUAUAUAGACCUGGCGCAAACAGAAAGAAAGCCAUUUCAUUCUCAAUGUUAAAAUUACCAACAUCAUCCUUAUUAUUAUUAUUAUCAUCGUCAUCAUCAUCAUCAUCAUUUCUAUCAUUAUUAACACUAUUGUUCAUUCUUCUUUUGACAAAAUGAUUUUUUCCAAUAAAUUUGGAUGUUUUUCAAUUAGUCAUCCAAGGAUAUUAUUAUUAUUAUCGUUAUUAUUACUUAUUCCUUUACUGUUGUUAAAUACAGUUAGUGCCAGUUUGCAAAUUAUACCACAUUUUACCGGUAUACCUCCACCGAUCUCACAAUUUGUGUAUCCAUCAACCGAUGGUACCAGUUUCCCUCCGCUGGAACUUGUAUGUCGAGCAUGGCCGGCUAAUUCUAAGCUGCAUAUUUUAGCUCAACAGCUAACAUUACCAGGAUUCACGGAUCAAACGUUUGGUGUAAAUUCCAUUGUUUCCACUUCAUUAAUUGCUGGCAAUCCUAAUCCUAAUCAUCAUAAUAACAAUGGAUUAAUACAAUUAUCUCAUGGUCUUGGCAAUCAACGAUAUGCUAUUUUACCGGCUUCACAAAUCACCAGUUCUAAUCAUUUAAAUGUUGUAGAUGAUACUACUACUAGUAGUAGUAAUACACAUCAAUCGGUCAAUUCAUUAAUUAUUCAUGAAACUGCAUUAGAUGCGAUUCGUGACAAUCCUGCAGCUGGACCUCAUGAUGAAGUUGCCAUUCGUCUUAUAGUAUCUAGUCAACCAGAAUUAAGUCAAAUGGAAUUAAUGCGAUUGCAUUGUUUAGCUACUACUUCAUUUGGUCGUAAAUUAAGUGCACCAUUUCGAGUGCUUCCUGCUAGUUUAGGUUCAUUCCCAUCUCCUAGAAAUGGUGGAAUAUCUUCAUCUCAUACUGAAAAUGUUGAAUUUCUAAGAGGGAAUAUUGCUAUUGUUGAUUGUUAUUUACCAAUGAAUAGUUUUCCUAAACCAUUGAUUGAAUUUGAAUUAAACAACACUGUCAUUGAUCUAACAACUUCACAAAAUGACAAAUAUCGUCAAGUUAUCCGUCCAGACGGGAAAAGAAUUAGUUUAUUGAUACAAAAUUUUCAACCACGUGAUUGUGGUGUCUAUCGUUGUGUGGCAAUUAAUCCGCUAACUAAAGAAAAGAAAUAUUCACCAGAUGCUGUGAAUUUGAAAAUUAUCAUCCCAGAUGUUCCUGUUGCCGGAAAAAUUCGUGUCCCUAUGGCAUCGGAAUCAAUAGAUCCCCGAAAUGCAGCAGCAUCUCAAGAGAUAGUUGUUCGAGAAGGUCAAAAUGUGACAUUGUUUUGCAUAAUUCAAAGUGCUCCACCUCCAAUUGUCACUACUUAUCCAUUUGAACAAAAUUCUACUGCACAUAAUCGUUUUCAUCGGCAUAAUUUAUUUGGUGCUUACACUAAAAUUCAUGGGAAUCACAAUACAUUAACAAUAACUAAUGUUACUGCACAAGAUUUAGGUAUUUAUCAAUGUAUUGCACAUCGAUGGGAUCCUGAUCCAGAUCAAGAAGAAUGGAUAUCAGCAUCAGCUGUGCUAGCAUUGAAUUCUGAUAGAAUUAUUCAAACAUCUCAAGAAUUAGCCUCGUUAUUGCCAACAUCAAAACAAGCAAUUAUUGAAGCAAAACCACCAGAAAUAAUCACGGAUAGUUUAACACCAAUCGCUGAACCAGUUUAUGAUAAUUUAGCAGUGUAUAUUACAUGGAAAGCAUAUACAAAUAGUCCUACGAAAUUAGAAAUACCAACUCAUCACAAUGAUGAUGUUGAUGUCAGUGGUGGUGGUGAUGUCGGUGAUAAUCCUAAUAAUAACGACGACGAUAAAAAUAAUGCUGAAACGACCAACAAUGGACAAAUUGCUUAUCAUGUUGAAUAUUCUAUGCAAAUAAGUCCUGUUGAAAGACAAUAUGUCAAUUCUAAUUUAAAUAACAAUAUGGCGGAUAAUACUGAUAAUAAUAAUAAUAACAGUAAUACUAACAAUAAUAACAAUAAUAAUCAACCAUCUUCUGAUUUAUCCGAUUUACCUGCUUUAAUUGGUUUAAUUGGUCAUGAAGCUAUUCUAUGGAGUGAUCCAACUGCAUUGAAUCAACAAUUUUCAUCAGCAUACGCUUAUGCAACCGGUGAUCCACUACAACCAGGUAGACGUUAUCGUUUUCGUGUUAUCGCUUUGGAUCCAUCUACUGGAUUGCAUCUAGUCCCACCAUCCGGUUGGUCAAAUAUAGUUAGUAUGGAGCAUAUUAGUCAAGUGGAACCACCACAAAUUAAAGUGGUUCGACCUAUGUCUGAAGGUCGAGUUCAUGUGGUGUGGAUGUUCAAUGGUGUCAGUGAUGUGCCUUCAAAUAUGAAUGAUUUAAAUAUUUUAUCCAAAUCAUCAAGUUCUUCAAAUCAUAUUAAUAACAAUAAUAAUAAUAAUAUUGGUUCAUCACAAAACGAUAAAUCAUCGGAUCAUCAACUUGUUGAUUCAUCUUUAACUACUACUGUUGGUAGUGGUAGUAACAGUGCAACAUCAUUAUUUCUUCAUGAUUUAAAUAAUCAACAAUUUAUUGCUGAUCAUUUUCUUAUACUUGCACGACCUGUCAUUAAACCAAAACGUGGUUCUGUUGGUACCAUUGAAUAUGGUGCUUAUUGGGCUACACAAGUGAAUGGUUCCAAUGCUAGGGAUGGUUUAUUGACCGGUUUAAAUAAUACUGCUAAUUAUCAAAUUAUUGUUUAUGGUGUCAAAGGAACUGGUGAUCAUCGACAAAUUACACGUUUCUCUAAAGCAGUCUAUGUAAAUAUGGCUUCAACCGACUAUACUGGUCGUUAUAGUUUACUGGAUACAUUGAAUAAUAAUCGUUUAUUAUACAUAAUCUUAGGUGGUAUAGCCAGUUUAAUGUUUCUCGUCAUGUUCAUAUUGAUACUGUUGUGUUUAUGCCGUCAACAUCAAGAUCGGCGUACACAUAGUCAACGUAAAAAACAAAAUGGUUAUGUACAUGGUUAUAAAGAUUCACCGGAUUUUCAUCAUACUAUUGAUGGUGGAACAAAUAAUGGAAUAAAUAAUACUCAAUUAUCACAUAAUCAUAUGUUAUCGACUAGUCAUACAAAUCAUAAUAACAAUGGUAACAUGGAUUCGAAUAGCAAUAAUAAUAAUAAUAAUCCAUCUGGUGCUACUACUGUUAAUAAUCAUCUAGUGAAUACAACUCUUCCACAUAGUCAUAGUACACAUGAUCAUCAAAUUGUACCAUCUGGAACAAUGAUGAUGAUGAUGGGUAAUUUACAAUGUAGUGGUCUAUCAGAUCAUUCCACAUCUAAUAAUAAUAAUAACACUAAUCUGGUACAGAAUGAUUUAAAGCAUCAAAUGUACAUACAGCAGCAACAGCAACAACAACAACAACAUCAAUCUGAUCAAUAUGCUUCCGCACUGGGUAUGUCCAAAGAGGCAUAUCAACAACGUCAAGCUAUGCUUGGUUCACAAUUACAUUUACAACAACAACAGUCACAUCAUGGUCAACCAUCAUAUUUGACUAAUAAUCAUCAUCCAUCGUUACCGCAUCAUCAAUCACAUCAUUCUUUAUUACUUCCAACUGGUGGUGGUAGUGGUGGCAAUUCAAAUUAUCACAUACUUUCUGGACAGAAUAACAACAAUGGUAAUAAUGUACUAUCACCGACAAUGUUUCAUAGUGGUACUUUACCAGGUGGACCACGUUAUUUACGACAACAACAACAACAAUCCUGUGGUUCACAACAUUAUUUCGGUAGUCAACAACCAUUGGAUAGAAAUUUGAUUAGUCCAUCGAAUGCAAUGGAAAUGACUGAAUUGUAUCAUCAACAACAUCAGAAUGGUUAUGCAUAUCAACAACCGCAACUACCACCAAUUCCGCAUCCACAAUCAUCAUCGGGUCUACCACCUCCGUAUCCAGCGCCAUUAAGUAAUACGGGUACUAUAAAUCGUCAAAUGAUGUUAAAUCAACAACAAACUUAUUAUCCUGGUUCAUUGACAUCUGGCGGUGGUGCUUCGUUAAAACGUGAACCUCCAACUGGUUCCGGUGUCAUCAAUGGUACUGGUUCAUUACAUGAUGGAUCAGGUUAUGGAACAUUACUUCAACGCGGUGGUCCAUUAACUGCUUCCAUGAUGACUGAUCCAUCAAUGAGUAAUGGUGGUGGUGGUGUAUCAAUGAAUGCUGUGUGUUAUCGAGGCAGUCAACAAGCAUUACAUAUGUAUCCUAAUGGGAUGAGUACUCCUCUAUCUCAACAACAACAACACCAUCAGGGUGGUGUUUAUCAGUCACAUCAACAACAACAACAACAACAAGCACUCUAUAUGCAACAACAAAUGCAACAAGCUCAAAUGUAUCCAGGUUAUUUCAGUCCACAACCACAAUCGCAUUUAGAUUCUAUGGGACAGAUGCAUCAUAAUUUCAAUCAUACUGACGGUGAAUCAGUCUAUUCAUAUUUUAGUCAACAAGAUAUGAAUCAGACUGGUCCACAUCAACAUUUAAAUCCAUUGCCUGAAGAAAAUCAAUUAAAUCAAUGUGAAAAUGGUCCAGGCUAUGUGGACUCUAGUAUUCAAACAGCUGAUAUCAAUGAUGAUGAUGGUGGUGUUAGAACAGCAACAACAGCAGUAGGUACAACUACAGAUCCCGGUGGCAAUGGUAGUCCAGCUGCAGGUGGUGGUGGUGGUGGCAGUCAUCGUCAUCAUCGUCGAAGAAGACGUAAACAAUCACAACAACAAUCUCAACCAAUGUCACAACAACCUGCAGAAAUGUCAGAUACAUCGAGAAAUGUCAGUGUUGAUGAUGCUGCUGCUGGCGGAGGCAGCGGCGGCGGUAUGAUGAUGAUGGAGCGCUUACAAAAUCAUGCACAAUCAAUUCGUGGUUCACAAAUGGAUUUAGGUAUGGUACAAAAACGACAACAUACUCUAUCACCUGGACCAUAUUCUGAUACAGAUCCUAUGAUGACGAUGAUGAUGAUGAAUGGUCAAUCCAAUAUACCACCUAGCCAUCAUUCAUAUCCACAUCCAAAUGGAUCAAUGGAACCAUCAUCUAUGUCAACAAGAUAUAUACGUUAUGAUUCACCUCACCGUGCUCCAUCUGUAUUGGGUCAAUUACCACCACCUAAUCAACCUCCGCCACCACCACCUCCCCCGGCUGUAGCAGCUAUGGCAUUUGCUGCCCAAAUGAAUGGCUCAGAUCAUAGUCGACAUAAUUCAAUGACUUAUCAACAACAUCAUCAUUUUAAUCCAGACUCUCUUUCACGUGGUGGCAGCAGUGGGGUUGGUGCCGCUGGUAGUGGCAGUUCUGGAGUUUAUCAACCAUCCGGUUCUGGUACCACCGGUCUACUAGUUGGUCCACCGCCUCGUAUACGUGAUUAUUCAGAAUAUGGUAUCCCACGAGGUAUUGGUCUACCACCGACACCAGCUGCUGCUGGAGGCGGUGGACAACCACAACCACCACAACACAAUGUCUUGAUGUCACCUGGCGGUGUCAGUAAUAACACUAAUCAUGGAAGCAUGUAUUAUGAUGGUCAUUAUCGUGAAGGUCAAGCAUAA